UGGAAGGGAGGCAGAGGCGGCGGCUCAGGGCGAUCGAGGUUGCAGGGGUGGUGGUGGUGGUGGGAAGAUGUCGGGCGAGGACGAGCAGCAGGAGCAAACUAUUGCCGAGGACCUGGUCGUGACCAAGUAUAAGAUGGGGGGCGACAUCGCUAACGGGGUACUUGGGUCUUUGGUUGAAGCAUCCUGCUCAGGUGUGUCGGUACUGAGCCUGUGUGAGAAAGGUGAUGCCAUGAUUAUGGAAGAGACAGGGAAAAAUUUCAAGAGAGAAAAAGAAAUGAAAAAAGGUAUUGCCUUUCCCACCAGCAUUUCAGUAAAUAACUGUGUAUGUCACUUCUCCCCUUUGAAGAGCGACCGGGACUAUAUUCUCAAGGAAGGUGACUUGGUAAAAAUUGACCAUGGGGUCCAUGUGGAUGGCUUCAUCGCUAAUGUGGCUCACACUUUUGUGGUGGAUGUAGCUCAAGGGACCCAAGUAACAGGGCGGAAAGCAGAUGUCAUUAAGGCAGCUCGCCUUUGUGCUGAAGCUGCCCUGCGCCUGGUCAAACCGGGAAACCAGAACACACAAGUGACAGAAGCCUGGAACAAGGUUGCCCACUCGUUUAAUUGCACACCAAUACAAGGUAUGUUGUCUCAUCAGUUGAAGCAGCAUGUCAUCGAUGGAGAGAAAACAAUUAUCAAGAAUCCCACAGACCAGCAGAAGAAGGACCAUGAAAAAGCUGAAUUUGAGGUACAUGAAGUAUAUGCCGUGGAUGUUCUUGUCAGCUCAGGAGAGGGCAAAGCCAAGGAUAUGGGACAGAGAACCACCAUUUACAAACGAGACCCUUCUAAACAGUAUGGCCUGAAAAUGAAAACUUCAUGUGCCUUCUUCAGUGAGGUUGAAAGGUGUUUUGAUGCCAUGCCAUUUACUGUAAGAGCAUUUGAAGAUGAGAAGAAGGCCCGGAUGGGUGUGGUGGAGUGCGCCAAACAUGAACUGUGGCAGCCAUUUAAUGUUCUCUAUGAGAAGGAGAGUGAAUCUGUUGCCCAGUUGAUAUUUACAGUCCUGCUCAUGCCCAAUGGCCCCAUGUGGAUAACCAGUGGUCCCUUUGAACCUGACCUCUACAAGUCUGAGAUGGAGGUCCAAGAUGCAGAGCUGAAGGCCUUCCUCCAAAGUUCUGCAAGUCAGAAAACCCAGAAAAAGCAAAAAAAGAAGGUCUCCAAGACUGCAGAGAAUGCCUCCAGUGGGGAAACAUUAGAAGAGAAUGAAGCUGGGGACUGAGCUGGGUCCCAUCUCCCCAGCUUGCUGCUCCUGCCUCAUCCCCCUCCCACCACACCCCAGGCUCUAUGAAGUGCAGUUCGUCUUCUCCACCCAGGACCGCCAACAGAGCAGGGUCUCCCUGCCCCCUUCCCUGUCCCCACCCCAACCCCUUCCAACAACAACCAGCUCCAACUGACUCUGGUCUUGGGAGGCCAGGCUUCCCAACCACUGAAGACUACUUUAAAUAGAAAAGAGAAAUUGAAUAAUAAAAUCAGGAGUCAAAAAAAAAAAAAAAAAAAA
Molecule: messenger RNA, 1531 nt
Organism: Mustela lutreola (European mink)
Lineage: Eukaryota; Metazoa; Chordata; Mammalia; Carnivora; Mustelidae
Product: proliferation-associated protein 2G4-like
Source: RefSeq, a predicted model, not a curated record